GCGACGACUUUUUAUUCUCUCUCUCUCUACCUCUCUUUGUCAUCUUCUCUCUCAGAUUUUCCUGAAAAAUAGUUUUCUCAUCUCUUUUCUUCUUCAUCACCUACUCUCUCUCUCUCUCUCUCUCUCGUCCUCUUGUUGCCGAUUUCGGCACUUUCUCUUUUCCUAAUUCCACUCGCAUUCCCGUCUCCAACAAAUUCGAAUUUCUUCCACUUAGAUUCCCCCGACGAAGAAAAUUUCGGAGCUUUUCAUCUUCACGUUUACGUUUCCUCCUCCCGAUCUCAUAUCGCCCGGAAGAGGAAAUUCCUUGUGCGUUCCGCCGCGGAUUUUCCCGCCAUUAUUUAUUUUGAUCGGAGAAAAGAAAAAUAAUAAAAAAUGGAGAGAGUGAAUCUUGGAGGUUUAGGUUACGAAAAUGGCGGAGUCAUGAUGACUAGAGAUCCUAAACCGAGGCUGAGAUGGACCGCCGAUCUCCACGAUCGCUUCGUCGACGCCGUCGCUAAGCUCGGUGGCGCAGACAAAGCAACUCCGAAGUCGGUUUUGAAGCUGAUGGGAUUAAAGGGCUUAACACUUUACCAUCUGAAAAGCCAUUUACAGAAGUAUAGACUUGGUCAACAACAAGGGAAGAAACAAAAUCGAGCAGAACAAAACAAGGAAAAUGCUGGAAGUUCAUAUGUGCAUUUUGAUAAUUGUUCUCAAGGAGGAAUCUCAAAUGAAUCAAGAUUUGAUAGUCAUCACAGACAAAGCGGGAACAUACCUUUUGCAGACACGUUGAGACACCAGGUCGAUGCGCAACAGCGGUUUCAAGAACAGCUCGAGGUGCAGAAGAAACUUCAGAUGAGAAUGGAGGCACAAGGAAAGUAUUUAUUGACGUUACUAGAGAAAGCUCAGAAGAGCAUGCCCUGUGGUGGUAAUGGAGCAGAAACAGAGAAAGGUCAAUACUCAGAUUUCAAUCUCGCAAUUUCAGGACUUGUAGGAGAUGAUCAUAAGAACGAAAAGGCGGGUUUGGUUACCGGUAUCUCACACGUUAAUGGCGAUUUGUUGACCGAAGGUUUUCGAUUAUGUGGAGAAAGAGAGAAAGAGGAAACCGGAGAUGUAGGUGUUAAACCGGAAUCCGGGUUUGUGCAUUUUGAUUUGAACUCAAAAAGUGGGUAUGAUCUAUUGAAUUGUGGGAACUAUGGGAUUGAAAUGAAGCCAAAUGUGAUUGCAGAUAGACAUCAAUAGGUUAAAGAGACAUUUUCUUUCAUUUGUUUUUUUUUUUUUUUUUUUUUUUUUUUUUGUUCUUAGAGAAUGUUACACAUUGGCUUCAUGUUUUCUUCAGAGGCAAAUAUCAUA
Messenger RNA from Thlaspi arvense, 1329 nucleotides. NCBI's taxonomy places the organism in Eukaryota, Viridiplantae, Streptophyta, Magnoliopsida, Brassicales, Brassicaceae. The record is from the annotation of a GenBank genome assembly.